UCAGCUACCUCGUUUUCAUUUUUGGACCGCAACACCACAAUGGCGGGCGAAGUUCCAACGUUCUCUCUGGAUGGCGACCAGUUUGACCAGAGAACAUAUCUUGGAAGAUUAUACAGAUGCUUCAAUUUAGUUGAUCCAAGGACACUUUUCACAAGUAAGGCCCAGCUUCAAGAUGCUUUGUCUCUUCUUGAAUCAUUCAGGCUUGGUACCUUGCCAAAAGAUGUUAGUGACAAACAAUUGUGGCAUGCAAGAAAGAUCAAAGAGGCAAUUAUUCACCCAGACACAGGAGAAAAAAUACUUCUGCCUUUCAGAAUGUCAGGCUUUGUCCCAUUUGGCACCAUAACAGUUGUUGGUAUGUUGCUGCCAAGCCCUUCUCUAAAGCAAAUCAUAUUCUGGCAGUGGAUGAAUCAAAGUCAUAAUGCUUUUGUCAACUAUGCAAACCGCAAUGCGACCAAGGAAACGCCAACGUCACGAUUUAUACAAAGUUAUGCUGGUGCAGUUACAAGUGCUGUCGGAAUAGCAGUUGGUCUGAGUUUGUUCAUCAAAAGAUCGACUUUGUCUACAAAUUCAAAGGCUCUGGUUCAGAGAUUUGUCGCCUAUCCAGCAACCUGCAUGGCCAAUCUUUGUAAUAUAUUUCUUAUGCGGCAAAAUGAGUUGAGGGAAGGCAUAGAAGUGGAGGACGAAAAUGGGAAUGUGGUAGGCACCUCAAAAAUAGCAGCCUGGAAAGCCGUGCAAGAUACAGCGUUAACAAGAAUCGCUUUACCGGCGCCCAUCCUCAUCGUGCCUCCGAUCAUCAUGGCAUUUCUGGAAAGAACAAAGUUCCUGAUAGCUCGCCCUAGACUGAAUUUACCAUUGAACGCACUCGUUUGCACAUUUUCAUUUGGCGUAACUCUGCCAUUUGCAAUUGCAUUAUUUCCACAGAGAUCAAAGAUUGCUGCAAGACGCCUCGAAGAAGAAAUUCAAGCGAAAACAGCCAGUGAGGACCUUUAUUUUAACAAAGGUCUCUAAAUCUUCAUAAAUAUCACAUAAGACAUUUUUUGAUGAAAAUUCAUUGAAUGGAAAAUAUUUUAAUAAAUGUACAAAAAACUGAAGCAUUAUUGUAAAGUCUGGAUUAAGCCAAAUUUGCAAGAAAUACGUAAAUCUCGAUUUUUCUAACAAAUAAAAUUUGUUGUUGUUUUGUAGAUAGGACUUGCUCAUCCAGGUCAUUUUUAAAUUUUAAUUUUUCCAUCGAGGGUAAGGAAUUGUAAAA
This is a messenger RNA of Rhopilema esculentum, 1249 nucleotides long. Its product is annotated as sideroflexin-5. Gene Ontology annotation, biological process: mitochondrial transmembrane transport; monoatomic ion transport. Gene Ontology annotation, molecular function: monoatomic ion transmembrane transporter activity. The record is from RefSeq and is a predicted model, not a curated record. Gene Ontology annotation, cellular component: mitochondrial inner membrane. Lineage: Eukaryota; Metazoa; Cnidaria; Scyphozoa; Rhizostomeae; Rhizostomatidae.